UGAAAUUCUGAUGCCGUCCAUCACAGCAGCAGCAGCCGCCCCAGCGUGGAGACGGUUGCUACUCGAUCGGGUUGGGUGAUCCUGAUCUCCAUGGCGGGUUUUGCUCCGAGGACCACUGUCCUGGCCCUUGGCGCGGGGGCGCUGGGCGGGCCCGACGCGCUCCGCCUCCUGCUCGAGACCGCGGGGCGGAGCCCCCUCCACGACAUCCUCACCUGCGUCCUGGCCAUGGCCGCGCUCACCGCCCAUGUCCUCGGAACCACCCUGCUGGUGCGCUUCGUCCGCAAGGCGCGCGCGGGCGGCGGUGCGCCGGCCACGGACCUCUUCGCCCGCGUGACCGCGACGGUGUCCGUCGGCGCCGCCCUCCUCGUCACCGCGUGCCUCCUCGCCGGGUCCGGCGGCCUCGGCGCGCUCCGCCUCGCGUUCGGCUUCGCCGCCAAGAACCCCAUCGUGGCCGUUACCGUCCUCACCAUCGGCGCCGGCACCGCCGCCGGCCUCGGUCUCGGCGGCUUCUUCCCCUACACCAUGCCUCCGCUCCGCUUCGGCCGCCGUGCGGGUGCCGCCGCCGGCGCCUCCCCUGCUGGCGACCGCGCCACGUCCCAGACGCUGUCCUUGGUCGGCGCGCUCCUCGUCGCCGCAUGCCUCGCCCUCGUUGUCCCCCUCUUCGCGCCCGGCGCCAUCGACGCGCGCUGGAGCUUCCUCGCUGCCGUGCCCGUCGCCGUUGCCGCCGUGCUUCUCGCCCGCUCCCCGCGCGGGGCGCGUGACGCCUCCGGCGCGCCGGCCGCGGACACGCGGCGCUCGGUCAAGCUGACGCGGGGGAACGCUGCGUUCGUGGCCGUCGACGUCGCGUCCCAUGUCGUCAUCCCCUGCACCAUGCCUCUGGUCCACUGUGGCCGCCGUGCGGGUACUACCGCCGGCGGCGCCUCCCCUGCUGGCGACCGCGCCGCGUCCCAGACGUUGUCCUUGGUCGGCGCGCUCCUCGUCGCCGCCUGCCUCGCCCUCGUUGUCCCUCUCUUCGCGCCCGGCGCCAUCGACGCGCGCUGGAUCCUCCUCGCCGGCGUGCCCGUCGCCGUCGCCGCGGCGCUUCUCGCCCCCUCCUCCCGCGGGGCGCGUAACGCCGCCGCACCGGACACCCGGCGCUCGGGCAAGCUGACGCGGGAGACUGCGUUCCUGGCCGUCGCAGCCUUCGCUGUCGCCUCCCUUCUCGUCAUCCCGUUUGCGUAAUGCGUAUGCUCAGCCCCGGCGCGAGUCCGGCGGCGGCGGGGAGUACCUGUCGUGCUCUGUUUGAUGCGAUACUAAACGAGCUGCGGUGGCUCUGUGCUCAUAUUUGCCAUUUCGGGAAUAGAGAAGUGUUGGAGCGGUGUACUUUCUCAGGUUGUUAUUCUGAUUUGUGAAGCCGAUUUGGCAUGAAUUGGGGUGAGAUUGUUGACGCGGAAUCUGAGUGGAGGGAAUUGGGGUGAGAGUAAUGUAAAUCGGUAGUUGUAAUGGAUGGGGAUUAGAGCAAGGAUUAUAACCCAGUCGGCUGCCGGCUGGGAGCCUCUGCCAUGUCAUACAACGCCUGCAAUUCAGCCAGCUCAUAUUAUACUUGCAGAUCGGGUU
This is a messenger RNA of Panicum virgatum (switchgrass), 1596 nucleotides long. RefSeq lists its product as uncharacterized. The record is from RefSeq and is a predicted model, not a curated record. The coding region runs from base 91 to 1221 and encodes 376 amino acids. The transcript has a single exon. NCBI's taxonomy places the organism in Eukaryota, Viridiplantae, Streptophyta, Magnoliopsida, Poales, Poaceae.